AUGCUUAUCCUUGGUCAUCCACAAUUUCCCGUCCAAGAUGAUGAAGGGUUUGGAGACGGAAUACCACCCAUUCCGGAAUGGCUAUCAUGCUCGAGCACCAUGGAGGAUGACACAAUACCUGAGCUCAGCUGGGUUUUUGAUGACAAGAUAGUCAGAACUGCCCUCGUUCGGCUUCGUCACAUCUUCAAACGCGUGGAAGGUGAGCCCUUCCCGGGCACAAAGCUUCAUGACAUUGUAUUAUUUGUCACGCAUCGACUUCUUCUCUCGGUCCCAGACGGAAAUGGCUCAAGCCCAUUGCCAGUCACCGAAUGCAUUCGCUACGCCCUUGUACUUUACAUGUUCAUCAUCCAGGGGCCGACAUAUUAUUCACAUGCCGUCAUAUUGAACUCAAUCGUCACGAAAUACAUCGCGAACAUGGAGCGUCUGGAAUCUAUACCUCACGUAUUCGAUGCAUUGGAUGUCUGGUUACUGACAAUUGGUUCGGUAGCCUCCGCGGGAACCCCAAAUCAUGCUUUCUUCGCUGCGAGGAUUCGAAAUGUGUGUGUCCACCUUGACAUCACUGAUUUCCACGAUAUGCUCGAAUAUAUUCGAAGCAUCUGCUGGAUAGGGGGCUCGCAUGGGGAAGAUCUUCUUUGCCCGCAUUGGAAUACCACUUUUGCCGAUCAUAGUCAGCUAGAUCUGGCGAACCUGGCAGUGGAUUUAUCGCCAAUAAGAUUUGGCAUCCAAGCUUUACAAAAUGACUCACCGAUGAAAUUGACCUUCACGAAAGAGAUGAGCGUCUCUGUUCGCCGAAUGGAGCUGGAGGGCCCUCAUUAA
This is a messenger RNA of Penicillium daleae, 816 nucleotides long. RefSeq lists its product as uncharacterized. Lineage: Eukaryota; Fungi; Ascomycota; Eurotiomycetes; Eurotiales; Aspergillaceae. The transcript has a single exon. The record is from RefSeq and is a predicted model, not a curated record. The coding region runs from base 1 to 816 and encodes 271 amino acids.